AUGCUCUGUGUUUGCAACGCGGGUGAGGUGAGCCCCGACCGGACAGGCUUUGAAGAGCUGCGGAGCAAGCUCCAUGCGCUGGGCUACCACAAUGUGGUGGGCAUCGAGUCGGCCCCGGUGGUGGCCGACUUGCUCGAUGGCCUGGUCUCGGCCACGGCCUCGGUCGCCCGCCUGCAAGCCGCCGUCGAUACGGCCAACCGCGAAGGCCGCAAGGCCCAGGUUCAGCUCGAGCCGCUGGCCAAGGAGAACUCGCGUCUGCUGCACGACAACAAUGAGCUCCAUGCCGCCCUGGUCAAGCAGGGCAACCAGUUCCGCCGCCGCGAGGACGAGUGGAUUGCAAAGAACGCCGCCCUCACCGCCUCCAUCCAGGACGCCUCCUUCCUCAACGAGGAGCAGGCCGCCACCAUUGCCCGCCUUGAGGCGCAGCUCGACGCCCUCCGGACUCGCGCUGCCGACUCGACUUCCGCCGCUCCGCCGCUCUCGCCGGGCCUGCACCUCUCGUCGCCCGCCCCGCCGCGCCGCGCUGCCCCGGCCGCAAACCCCUCGGCGUCACCUGCGGCUGCCUCGCCGUCGCGCGGAAGCCCUGUCCAGCUCGAUCUCCUCGACGCCGCAAACGCCAAGAUUGAGGCCCUGACUCGCGAUCUCGCCGACGCCCGUGAGCUCGCCGCCUCGCUCACCCGCGAGCGCGACGCCUUGCAGUACGAGGUCUUUGAGUACGAGAAGGAGGUGGCCCGCCUGGGCAUGAUUGUCGAACGUGGCACUGCCCCCGACCGGCGCGCUUUUGACGCGCAGCAGGCCCAGCACGAGCGUGAGCUCUCCCAGGCCCGCCUUGAGGUCGAGGUCCUCAACUCGGAGCUGGCCAAGGCCCGUGACGCCCUCGCGGCUGCCAACGCCCGCAUCGACGCCAUGGGCGGCGAGGGCUCGGUCGACGCUGCCCGGGUUGCCUACAAGCAAGUCCUUGCCAAGAACGUCCGCCUCGUCAACGAGCUCAAGGCGCUCCAGGCUCAGGCCGCACAACUCUCAUCUGCAGACUCCUCAGCCGCCGCCGCCGCCUCGACUCGAGUCCGCGAGCUGGAGGCCCAGCUUGACACUGCUCAGCAGACCAUCUCAGCCCUUCACGCCAAGGCCGCCGCCGCCGAGGCCGCCGCUUCCAAGCUCAAGUCGCAGUCGUCGUCGGUUGCCCAGGUCGUCGACUCGUACGCCUCGGCCCGCUCCUCCUUUGCCGACAUCAUUGCAGAGCUCGAGGCUGCCAAGGAUGCUGCCCGCACUCAGGCCGCCGAAGCCGACGCCGCCGCUCGCACCCUCGAGGCCCGCGCCCGCCGCGCAGAGAACGACCUCGCCGCCCUCACCGACGAGCACGCCGCCCUCACCACAGAGUUCAAGACGUUGCAGCUCCACGUCUCCAAGCUCCAAGUCGAGCGCGAGGAGGCUCAGGCCGCCGCCGUCAACCUCCAGCAAGACAACACUGGCCUCCACCAGCUCCUCGAAAAGCACAUGGCCGACAACGAUGAGCUCAAGGUCCAGCUCGGCUCCAAGGUGCAGUUCCAGGACACGCUCAAGUCGCUGACAGAGGCCGUCGACCGCGAGCGCUCCAAGAUGGGCGAGGAGCUCGAGUCUCUCCAGAAUGCGCAAGAACGGCUGCAGACCAUGUACGCCGCACUCGAGCAGGAGCGCGACUACUACAAGAAGGAGGUCGAGCGCCUGGCGUCGGACGCCCAGGCCGCCCACACUGCCUCCCAGGACGCGCUCGCCGCGGCAGACUCGGAGCGCUUUGACAAGAACCGGCUCACCAACGAGCUCUCCGCCCUCAAGACCGAAGUCCACGAGCUCGGCCUUGCCAACGCCCAGCUUCAGGCCUCCGUCAAGCAGCUCGAGGCCGAGAAGGACUCGCUGGUCCGCGAGACAGAGGCGCUCGCCCCGUUGCAGGACCGCUUCGAGCAGACCAAGCACCAGAUCGCCUCCCUCCAAGAGCAGGCCACCGCCCAAGUCGUCGAGUACAACCGCAUGGUCCGCAAGGAGCAGAAGACCGCAGACGAACUCGCAGACGCCCGCGCCUCGGUCGACCACCUCCAUGCCACCCUCGCCACCGUCCGCGCUGAAAAGUCCGAGCUCGCAGACGCCCUUGCUCUCGUCGAGUCGCAGGCCAACGAGAUGUCCGCCUCGCUGCAGAGCCUCAAGGCCGACCACGACUCGCUCUCUGAGCUCCACGACCAGCUCCGCGGCCAGCACGCUGCCCUCCUCAACGAGCUCAAGGCUCGCGACGCCGAGCUUGCCUCCAAGGCUGGCGACCUCGUCACCACUUCCAAUAAGGCCGAGCGCGCCGAGCGUGCCGCAGCCUCCGCAGACGCCGAGCGUGCCGCCAUGGCUGCGCAGGUCGCCUCCCUCCAGCAGCGCGUCCUCCUCCUCACCGACGACAAGGAGCACGUCUCGUCCAACUCGUUCAAGCAGGGCGCCUUUAUCGCUUCGCUCAACUCCCAGAUCACCGCCCUCAAGGCUGAGCUCUCUGCCGCAAACUCGGAGCGCGCCUCGCUCCUCGACCAGGUUGCCGCCCUCAAUGACCAGCUCGGGGAGGCCCUCUCCUCCUCGUCCGCCGCCUCGCACAAGGCCUCUCGUAUGUCUUCGCUGGUCAACCAGAUGAACGUCUCGCGCGAGGAUCUCCUAGCCCAGGUUGCUGCCGCACGCGAUGACGUCGACGCCGCCACCGCACGCGCCGACGCCGCCGACACCGCACGCGCAAACGCUACCAAGGACCUUGCCCGCAAGGACGCCCAGAUUGCAAACCUCCAGCACUCGCUGGCUCUCCUUGACGACCGCGUCGGCGCUACCCAGGCCUCGCUCGACGCAAAAGAGGCAGCGCUCGUGGAAUCCCGCGCCGCCGUCGACGCCGCCAAGGCUGAGCGCGACGCUGCUCUCUCCGCCCACGAGGCUACCCAGGAGCAGCUGCAGGCUUGCCUCGCAUCCGCAGACAGCAAGGACGCGGAAAUCGCCUCACUCGGAGCACAGCUCCAAGACGCCCUUACCACAAAGGCCCAAUGGGAGGAGCAGCUCGCCGGGACGUCGGCCUCGGUCUCGUCGCUUGACCAGGACCUUGCCAACAUGACCCGCGAGAACCAGAUGCUCAACGCCGAUCUCGCCGCUGCCGCUGCAGAAGUCCAGGAUCUCCGCGCUCAGCUCAGCGACGCCACUGCCCGCGCCCACUUUGCCGAUGAGCUCGUCAAGGCCAAGGACCGCGAGCUCAACGACGUUCUCCGCAACUAUGCCUCUGUCUCGGACGAGAACAAGCGGGUCGCCGCCGCUGCCGCCGCCGACGCUGCCGACCGUGACGAACUCCGCGGCCAGCUCCUUGCUGCCAACCAGGAGGCUGCCUCCAUGGCUGCCCACAUCCGCACGCUCGAGCAGGAGAACAAGGGCUACGUCCUCGACCUUCGUGCCUUUGAGCGCAAGCUGGCCUCGCUCUCGCGGCAAGCCCAUGACGAGGCCUCGUCCGCCGCUUCUCGCGACGCCGAGCUCAAGGCCGCACGCUCCGAGGUCGAGGCUGCCCAGGCUCUCACCGCCAACGUCCACAAGCACGCCGAGGACCUCCGCGCCCAGCUGGCCUCGGCUCGCGCCCAGAUUCACGAGCUCGAGCGCGCCUUGGCCGACGCCCACGCCCAGAACCAGGUCCUGCACACCUCGCUCGCCCUAGAAAAGGACGCCGUUGUCAAGCUCGAGGACCUCCUCGCCUCGGAGCGCCAGCGCGUUCUCUCCACCCAGACCGCAGAGCACGCCGCCUCCGACGAGUUGCUUGUCCUUCAGGGCAAGCUCCGCGCUGCGGACCGCGAAAUCGCCGACCUGCAGCGGGCGCAGGCAAGCCUCCAUGCCGCUCUUGAUGAAGCUAAUGCCACCGCAGCCUCGCUCACCCGCACCGCCGAGCUCGCCGCCCAUGACUCGAUCGACGCGCUCCGGACCCAGCUCGAGUCGGCAGAGGCCCAGAACGCCAAGCUCGAGUCCUAUGUAGUCAAGUACGAGAAGGAGUUGCUCCGGACCGAGAAGUCGCUCGGCCGCCUCCGUGCAGAAACCGCCUCGCUCAAAGACGAGCUCAAGGUCCUCCGCACAGAGUCCUCGUCCAAGGAUACCAUUGCUCGCGACCUCGACCGCGAGCUCAAGGCGCUCGCCUCGCGGCUCGCCCAGGAGCAGUCCGAGAACGCCAAGCUCGAGGAGACGCUUCGCAAGAUGGCAAAGAACUGGCGCGCGUACAACGUCCAGCUCUCCGCCCAUCUACAGGAGCAGGGCCAAUCGGCCGCCUCGGUCGAGAUGGCUGCAGAGCUGGAACACAUCCGCGACGAGCUCAACCGCUCGCUCCGCCACUAGGCUAAACACUACACAACGAACUCCCCA
This is a messenger RNA of Thecamonas trahens ATCC 50062, 4377 nucleotides long. RefSeq lists its product as uncharacterized. The record is from RefSeq and is a predicted model, not a curated record. The transcript is spliced from 2 exons. The coding region runs from base 1 to 4350 and encodes 1449 amino acids. Lineage: Eukaryota; Apusomonadida; Apusomonadidae.